ACGUGUGCAUGAUUUCCGGAAUGAGUUCCAGCUCGGCUCACCCCUCAAGUUGAUCUUACCAGCAAUGAUGAAACCCGGCAGCCUAAGGGACCCAUUCUUGUCAUGCACGACACCUCCACAUGGUGGUGGAUAAAUGACAUUUCUGCUAUAUAAAUGACUUCUGCUCCUCCAUUCGACCAGCCCCUCCGAAUCGCAUUCACUGGGCUCUUGUCUACUCGCUCGAUCAUGUUGACGCCUACUUUGACCCUUUACACUGCUCCGACCCCGAAUGGCCACAAAGUCUCCAUAGCUCUUGAGGCUCUCAAAGAAUUGUACCCCGAUAGCGGACUAAGCUACGAUUUCAAAAAACUUGACUUCAGCAAACUGGAACAGAAAGAACCAUGGUACCUUCAAAUAAACCCGAAUGGUCGAAUUCCGGCAGUAACCCACCACCGCCCAGACGGAUCGCACUUUAACGUUUUCGAAACAGCCGCCAUACUUCUUUAUCUCGUUCAGCGAUGGGAUCCAGAGAGAAAGAUCAGUUUUGAGAUUGGAUCAGAUGAGGAAUCUGAAGCUCUUCAGUGGAUAUUCUUUUCUCAUGGUGGUGUUGGUCCGAUGCAAGGCCAAGCGAAUCACUUCUACCGCUACGCACCUGAAAAAAUCCCCUAUGGUAUAAACCGUUACAUAACCGAAACGAAACGCCUUUAUAGCGUCCUCGAGGCCAGGUUGACCCAAGGUGAAGGUCGAGACUAUCUAGUUGGAUCUGGGAAGGGGAAGUAUUCUAUUGCUGAUAUCAACGUUUGGCCCUGGAUCAAAGCCUGGGCAUGGUCGGGCGUCGAUAGCCUCGAUGAUUUCCCUAACCUCGCCAAAUGGCUCGAUAGAAUUGCCAACAGUCCAGGUGUUCAGGCGGGUCUUAACGUGCCUGAGAAACGUCCCGCUGUGAGUGAAUUGACCAAGGAACAACAGGAGGAACAAGCUAGGAAGGCUUCGGAGUGGAUCUUGAAGGGAAAUGGUGUUAAUCAGACCAAGUGAGUAGACCCCGGAGAGUGAUGGCUU
This is a messenger RNA of Cantharellus anzutake, 1035 nucleotides long. RefSeq names its product glutathione S-transferase. The record is from RefSeq and is a predicted model, not a curated record. The coding region runs from base 226 to 1011 and encodes 261 amino acids. Lineage: Eukaryota; Fungi; Basidiomycota; Agaricomycetes; Cantharellales; Hydnaceae. The transcript has 12 exons.